This is a messenger RNA of Hyalella azteca, 5797 nucleotides long. RefSeq lists its product as uncharacterized. Lineage: Eukaryota; Metazoa; Arthropoda; Malacostraca; Amphipoda; Hyalellidae. The transcript has 7 exons. Bases 796 to 1596 code for a protein of 266 amino acids. The record is from RefSeq and is a predicted model, not a curated record.
GUGAGGAGAGCAGUGUGAAGCUCCCUGGGCUGAACCCUAUAACAGUAACGUGAUCUCAUAGGUCCUUCAACUUUCCACGUGAUUCAACAUAAGACCAUUACGUGACGGGAAUAAUAGUAAAGGGAAUGCCGCAAUUUUCAUAAAUUACAGCGUUUGGGAAUGUACUCUAACCGUCAGGGUGUAAUUGAGAGCGUAAUAUUGCCUCGUAGAUCUUAAAUGACCUCAGCCUCGGCACAAUUUCUGACGCUUGCACACUUCCAGCGCGAAGUCCGCGCCGCAUUAGGGUAAUUAGGUUCCCUUUUUAUGAAUAAAAGUGUUCAAAAAUACAGAAUACAUUAGCGAAUUAUUGCCUGAUAUACUUUAUACUUUGUGAACAAAUUGAAAACUACCACGGUGCUUGUUAACCUAUGCAGUGACAGACACGCAAUUUUGGAAAACCGAAUAUUUUUGCGCUGUUAUUUUUCUUCAGUGUUCGUUUUUUCAAUUGUAUGAGGAGACGAAAAUACAUGCCUUACGUCCAAACGGAGUUUCAGUGUGAAGAAUCCAGGGUUACUAGUGUGUAGCGUGUAGCGUGAAGCUAUCGAAGCUAUCCGUGCUGCACGAAGCAGUCGAAAACAUUCGUGCUGCGUGAAGCAGUCGAUGCCAUCCGUGCUGCGUGAAGCAGUCGAAAACAUCGGUGCUUCGUGAAGCAGUAAAAGACAUUAAUGAGGCACGACGUUAGCAAAGGUGCGCGUGUAGCGUGAAGCGAUGACCGCAGCUGCAGCCUGAGGAGGAGUGUCGUCGCCGCUCAGCAGCAUGCAGAUGUCGGCACCACGUGUGGGGCGCUGCACACUACUGCUGCUGUCCACUCUUGCUGCACUGCUGCACUGCGGCUUGGGUCUGCGGGUGACAGCCGUGGAGGUGCCCCGUGUCGUGACGGCCGGCAGUGACGUGCGACUCUCGUGCGCAUACGAGCUCAGCCGUACACGUCCUGACCCACUCUACUCCAUCAAAUGGUACCGCGGCCACGAGCAGUUCUACGAGCUCCUGCCCAGCCGAGCGCAGCCCACCAAGCGCUACAGCUUCCCGGGCAUCGCCGUCGACGUGAGUACCUGCCGCUCUACCAAUCUGCUACUCUACCACACUAACAGCAUGCAGGCCAACAUGACGGUCGUAGAGGUUCCAUCAUGGGGUCCUGUGGUUGUUGGUGUUCGGGACAACGAAGAGGUGGCAGUAGGCCACAUUCUGGGCUUGAGUUGCAGUAUAGCCCUCACUGAGCCACCCGCAACACUGAGCUGGCUCAUCAACGGACAGUCGGCAGCGUCUCACCGCGUGCCGGCACCUGUCGUCCAGACGUACAAACACAUGCACAGGCCUGAGAUUAGAUCAGACGUGCGACUGUACCUGAGCGAGUCUAUGUUCCAACGCGGGGCGCUGAGGCUGACGUGCCGGGCUGUCCUCGAGGACGUCUUCCUGAGGGAGGCGCGUCUCACGCUCCACGACGCCCACAAGCCCAAGCCCGCCGUCUUUGGCUGGUUCUCGUCAGGUUGUGAGGCUCAGAGCAGUCUGCUUACCACCUGCUCCUGCGCUGCUGCUCUGCUACUGCUUACGCUCUGAACACUCUGCUCUGGUCCUAUUCACGCGCGGAACACUCUGCUCUGCUACUCACUCUCUGAACACUCUGCUCUGAUACUCACGCUCUGAACACUCUGCUCUGCUACUCACGCUCUGAACACUCUGCUCUGAUACUCACGCUCUGAGCACUCUGCUCUGCUACUCUUCACCUGCAUAGCUGUCUGCUCUGCUGAAGUUCUAACGACACAGAACACAUAGAAUCUCUCUGCUCGGUAACUCUGUCUGAGAAUGCAGCCAGAGCAGCUGUGUUUAGUAGCUUUGGACGAUAUUAGUUUGUGUAUAAGGGAGCUGGAAAUGUGCAGUUGUACAGGAGACCAGCUGUGAAACAUCAAAACAAUUGUCAGUGCAUAGCUGAGGUGAGUUUAUACUUACAACAGCCGGGACAGAUGGUUACAGCACUGACUUUGUACGGUCAACAUGUGUUGUUUUGUUGAUCAGAGGCUGAGUUCGUGCAAAGUCAUUCAGCGACUCUAUUGACAAAUAAUUACCAUAGUAGAGUACAGAAGCUCUACAAGUUUAAAUGUCGUCGUCGAUGAAUUUUAUCAGGAUGUGCCCCAUUAAUCAGGAUUUAUCAGGAUGUGUCCCAAAAUGUAUGAUUUUCAAAUCUACGACCAUCGUGGGUGUCUUUACUCCUGAAUACCUACGACGUUGAGCUUGAUGCAAUAUGUCGGUCGUCAUUCGAUACGGUAAUCGUUUGACGGGUUGAGUAACAGCGGUAAUGUAGGGCCUGAAGAGAGAUUGUAUGGCAACUUUACGUCGUCCUAAUUACUUCUGAGGUUGUGGGGUGGUGGUGUAUUUCCUAGCGCUUCCAUGUACUAUUUUAAUCCCUGUGCUGUAAAGCCAAUGUACAUACCUGCCCCAUACAUGUACAUGUGUGUGCACCCAAAACCAAUUGACAAUAAUAAAUCUUAGCCUAUAUCUAUUGUAACACAUUUCAAACUUUACCUAAUCAAAUCGUAAUAUUCCAAACUUUACCUAUUGCAAUUGUAACCUAUUUCCAAUGUAUCGUUUUUGCCCAAUAACUCAAUUAAAACAGUUAAUAAAGUAUUAAGUCUGACAUCAAAUCAUGUGCUAGUACUCCUAAAAUUCUUACAUUUUUCCCAGGCCCAAGUUUAUGAGUCUUCGUCCCUGAUCCGUCAGUAUAGCUCAAGACCAAAUUGUUCUUGACUGUAGGACUUGUCACGGCAUCGUAACUUGUUGCGAGUGUCCGACUAUUGAUUCAUCAGUUGUAUAAAGAAAGCUCGGGCAACUGUACGUUGAUAAAUCAUGACGUCAUUCCAUGUAUGAUGUAGCAUUUACGGUCUUGUGUGAAGAUGACGGCCAUAUGAACAUUAUACAAUACACAAUGCAAACGCCAGACCAGUAGGUACAAUGUAAUUUCUAGUUUUGUGACCAAUGUCGCUUCUUUAGUGUUUUCAGUUGCGAAAUCCCAGAGAAGCAGUUCCUGUUUUUCUAUUUCUAGAAAAUUAUGUUAACGUGUACAACGUUUAAUCCAUUAAUACGUGCAUUAACAUUUCAAGGCAAUGGAAAAUUAUGCAAAUAAAAUACAACUUUGAAUAAGAUUGCAUUUACGGCACGAGUUGCCUAACUGAUUCAAAUUAGAUAGACUGGUUCUUCAUCUAAAGGAAGAAGACAAAUUUUGACGACAUGAAUGUGCUCUGCACAUAGUCUUGCAUUUAUGAGUAUGAAUGAGUCCUGGGAUUAAUUAACCCACUUGUUGAUGGUGGAUAUAAAAAUGAUUGCUGUGACCCACUGCAUUUGUUGAGGUGGCAUCACAGAUGCCCACCUCUUAUCCUAAGCUUAAGUAGGAGUGUCGGCCACCCCCAUUUUGUGUACAGUAUAUAACAGCGCUUCUCAGCUCCCGGGUCAUGCACAUUGCACAUAUUUUAGCACACAGAAUGGGUCUCCAUAGAAAUAGUUCUAGCCCAAGGAAAAUGCCAACGUAUCGCAAGUUUUGCUGAGUCUCGUAGUUUUUACUUGCCACGUUCAGCACGAAGAAAAACCAAGUUAGUUUUGCUUGUUGCGCCAGUCAUUGUUCGGAAAACACGCUGCCACAGAGUCGCGACUUGACGCGAUCAAGCCCUUAUGUUCAGUUAGUUUCAUGUUCCUUAGCAUAAUAAAGAUGACAAUAUUAUUAGUUAAAAUGCCAAGUGUCCUCCUGUGUAAUAUAUGUGCUAAAAUUAAAUAUUUUAAGCCUCGACGUCGGAGGUUAACGCUUAACACAAGAAGUUUAGUCUUCCAGAGUCGCCCUCCGCGCGAGUUCCAUGGUCACUCAGCCACUCUUAUGAGUCAGCUCCUUGGCCACCCAGCCACUCUCGUUAGUCAGUUCCUUGGCCACUCAGCCACUCUCGUUAGUCAGUUUCUUGACCACUCAGCCACUCUCCUUGGUCCCGCAGCCACUCUCAUGACCUAGAAGCCACUCUCAUCCUCGCAGCCACUCUCAUCCUUGACCACUCAGCCAUUCUAGUGAGUCAGUUCCUUGGUCCCUCAGCCACUCUUAUGAGUCAGUUUCUUGACCACUCAGCCACUCUUAUGAGUCAGUUUCUUGACCACUCAGCCACUCUUAUGAGUCAGUUUCUUGGCCACUCAGCCACUCUCAGGAGUCAAUUCCUUGGUCCAUCAGUCACUCUUAUGAGUCAGUUUCUUGGCCACUCAGCCACUCUCGUGAGUCAGUUCCUUGGUCCCUCAGUCACUCUUAUGAGUCAGUUUCUUGACAACUCAGCCACUCUCAGGAGUCAGUUCCUUGGUCCAUCAGUCACUUAUGGGAAACAGUUCCAUGUUCGUACAACAUUGAACAUUUCCUAGUUCUUCUCAAUGUUCAUACAGCACACGCCGCGGGGGAUUGGUUAUAGCGGAAGGAGAGCUCAAUACAGCAAAGUUUUACAAGGAAUUAUUUAGGCUGUAAUCUGUGUAUUUGCUUCACUCUGCUCACUUAUGAACUUGUGUAUAUUGUGUCUUACCAAAGCGUUACCCUAUCUUAUCUUCAAUCGUUCUGUCCUUAACUUUAACUAUCCCUUUUUCUUAUUUAAACAAGACAGAAGGUGGAAGUUUUGAGCACAUAUUAAUGAGAUUGAAGGAAGGUGUUCAAUUUUCUCGGCUCAGCUGAUAAUGGAAGAUAGUGCAUGCAGUGUAACUUCUCCUUACAAAAUUUGUUCGUGCAAGAACUCAGGCCUCCUUAAUGUCACCUCUUAUACCGUUAUACGUAUAUAUUGUACCUGGAAUAUGGUGAAAAUAAUUAUUCUAUUUUGAGUAGUUUAAUCCAUUUUCCUAUCACAAGGAAAACUUGUAUUUCGGCUGAACUACUUGGUCAAGAAGAAAAUCCGCAUGCCGGUCGCAUGCAAUUUGAUUGCAGUGCCUGCAUGAGGUCGAAAAACGAACCGCGAUCGUACAGCGUAACGCAUUUUUCCGAUCUUAUAAUUUGUAUAUCGGGAUUCCAAUGUGUCAGGUUAUAAUUUCCUUUAGAUCAAAGGAUUAGUGAUAGCACCACUUCAGGAUAUUCUGAAGUUUUUAGAGCAUAUUAAAAGAGCUUCAAACAAUUGAAGUUGUACAAUGUCAUGCAUUUUUUCACGAUAAUGGAUGCAAAAUGAAGGAACAAUUGCUGUCGCGCCAGAUAUUGUGUGGCGCCGGGAAGGCUGCGUGCAGAUGGUGACAUGACAGCUCGUUAGUGAGGGUGUCUUGAGGGACGCUUGUCCGAGGGAACUUCAUGGGGCGGAUGAAGAAUCAAAUUAGAUAUUUUUAUUGCCAACACAUAUUCUCUAUUCCAUGUAUGCUUUAGAGCGACUCAAACGUGUUGCCAACACGAAGUUACUUGUUAAUCUCCGCUCGUGAGUGAUUCGGUCGUGUUGCCAACACGGAGCCACUAUCCCGCUUUCGAUUGUGACUCAGUCGUGUCGUCAGUCACAGCUGUUGGUUCCUUCUAGACGGUAAGGUCGUGUACGCUUCAUAUCAAACCCACUUCAUAUCAAGUCGGCGUACAUGUGUGCUCAUUAUGGCACAACGUGAAUAAGAAAUAAUUGCAUUCAUUAUUCAAAGGGAAUUGAUGUUCUUCUAAGAUUUCUUUUGUUUGAAUUUGAUGCCGAUCUAUUGGCUUCAGGGAAGUUGAUGCCUGUCUGUCUGCUUCACUGAAGUUGAUGCCAGGCUAUCUGCUUCACUGAAGUUGAUGCCAGGCUGUCUGCUUCACUGA